AUGCUCGUGGUAGACAUCGGCGGAGGCACGACAGAUCUCUGCUAUGUGUGCCCAGGCGACAUUGGUGAAAAGACUCUCAUGCUCAAGGGAGAUAGGGGCGUCAGCACUCUUGACGGCUCAGUCAAGAUCAACAAAAUGUUCAUAGAGCAUUUGCGGACACAAGUACCACGACAAGUGCUCGAGGCUUUGCUUGGGUUGGCUAGCACUGCACUCGAAUUUGACGACGUGUUGGAAUUUUUUUCAUCAGAAUUCGAAUUCCACAAAAGAAUUGCUGGAAAAAACCCGCAAGCUUUUGUAAUCACGACUUCUUACAAGACCCACCUGUCAACUCGUGAUUGUCAUGGAAUUCAAGAAACUGAAUACCCCGAUUUUUUGGUCACUGAGGACGGUCUCCUUGUAAAAGGAGGGGUGAUGCAAAGAAUAUUCUGUGACUGGCUGAAGAACAUAUUCCACGUUGUGGACAAGACACUGAGGCGCCUUCAGAGGCAGUCUGCGACCAUUGUUCUGACUGGAUGGGGAAGUCGCCCGCCUUACGUAUUUGCAGCUUUUGUGGACCGUUACUCACGACAGGGAGUUAAUGUGGAGAUGGUGAGCGACUUGGCUAAAACGCCUGUCGUCGCACAGGGCGGAUUCUUGGCUCUUGCAACUCAAAAGAACAUCAUGAGAAAAGUUGCCCGCGCUGACCUUAUGUAUCGCCUUAACUCCACGAGCAGCUUCCGCCACCUUGAUCACGAGGGUACAGCACAGAUCCUGGUUGAAGAGGGUGCAGAUUUGGGCAACCUCAAUCAGCAGUUUUCCAACAGACGUACGGUCAUCACGGAAAAUCCAGUCUUCCCGCUUACUCUCAAACUUGACAUCUUGACAAACAGAGAAUUCGGAACCAUGGAGAACGAAGGCACGAUCCAACUUGAGCUCGAGAGUCUGGAACGAUGCGGUUUUCAGCUGGAGCAACGCGCAGGUGGCAUACCUGUCCUGGAGCUCGAAUACUCUGUGAAAAUUGAUUUGUCGGGGUUGGGGACGUUGUUGGUUAUGACCGUCCCUUACACUGGUCAUUUUGACGACAUUAUCAGUGACAGCAGCCUCGACAUGGUUGUGUCUGAAUUGGUCAAUAUCGAGAAACAUGCUGCUCUAAUGGAAGGCAUAGACGAGCCAUAG
This is a messenger RNA of Fonsecaea multimorphosa CBS 102226, 1155 nucleotides long. RefSeq lists its product as uncharacterized. The transcript has a single exon. The coding region runs from base 1 to 1155 and encodes 384 amino acids. NCBI's taxonomy places the organism in Eukaryota, Fungi, Ascomycota, Eurotiomycetes, Chaetothyriales, Herpotrichiellaceae. The record is from RefSeq and is a predicted model, not a curated record.